ACUGUUAACUAUAGGAAAUUGGAAUUGUUGCUUCAUCAAAGAUGUCAUCGACGAGAUGCUGAAUUUUCACGUUUAGGACCACCGCUGCAACUGCUGUUCGACUGGGAUCGUAUCGUAGCGUUUCGUAUUCUCGGUAGCGCAUGCAUUUAUAUAACGCGUAAGGGCGCUGAAGGAAUUUGGAAAAUGAUGCUUGGUAUCAAAUUCCGUGAUGCACCGACUCCGCGCAUGCAAUGAAGCAGGGCGAGAUUUUCCGCGGCUAGACGUCGAGUACUCUCCGAUUUUCAUUUUCGUUCGCCGAGAUCGUAGUUAGCUUCGUUCGAACAGCAAUUACAUGGUUAACCGGCAACACCGGAGGCUAGCGAGUAACGCAGUGUCCUUUUUUUGCGCGUGCUGAACGGGUAGGCCUAUUUAAAUAACGAUCGGUCAUUAUAUUGUCAUCGUUUCAGCGCGCGGUGAUUGCCGUUAUCUGAAUGUCAGAGCAUCCUCGCCCGUGUCCGGUUCGUAUCAGGGUAGCGCUCACCGCAAGACCGACUAAGCCCACGGAGCGGGCUCCCACACACCCCUGCAGCGAAUAGAUCUGUUUGAGAGACGAUUUAUUGAAAAUCGUAAUAUGUCGGGACAGUCCAUCACGGACCGGAUCGCCGCGGCUCAGCACAGCAUGACCGGAUCUGCCAUCAGCAAAGCCGUGUGCAAGGCCACGACGCACGAAGUCAGCGCGCCCAAGAAGAAGCACCUUGAUUAUCUAAUGCACUGCACCAAUGAGCUGAACGUGAAUAUACCUCACUUGGCUGACACAUUGUUUGAGAGGACAGCAAAUCAGAGCUGGGUGGUGGUCUUUAAAGCUCUCAUUACUACGCACCACCUCAUGAUGUACGGCAAUGAGAGGUUUAUCCAGUACCUUGCAUCAAGAAGCACACUCUUUAACUUGAAUAAUUUCGUAGAUAAAGGCGCAUUACAAGGUUAUGAUAUGUCCAUCUACAUUAGACGUUACAGCAGGUAUCUGACCGAGAGGGCUCUGUCCUACAGACUCGUCGCAGCUGAUUUCACCAAGAUGAAGAGAGGGACGGAUGGAGUGAUGCGCAGUAUGAGCAUAGAAAAGCUGAUGAAGACUCUACCUAUCAUUCAGAAUCAGCUGGACGCCCUUCUGGACUUUGAGGCCAGCUCUAAUGAACUGACCAAUGGGGUGAUCAAUUGUGCCUUCACGCUGCUCUUCAAGGACUCUAUCCGCAUCUUUGCUGCUUACAACGAGGGUGUCAUUAAUCUGCUAGAGAAAUAUUUUAAUAUGAAGAAGAAUCAAUGCAAAGAGGCGCUGGAAAUAUACAAGAGGUUUCUUAUCAGGAUGACCAAGCUCUCCGAGUUUCUCAAGGUGGCAGAGCAAGUUGGAAUUGAUCAGGUUGACAUCCCAGAUCUCUCACAGUUUACCGUGUGUGCCCCCAGCAGUCUUUUGGAUGCCCUGGAGCAACACUUGGCUUCAUUAGAAGGAAAGAAGGUGAAGGACUCCACUGCCGCCAGCAGGGCAAGCACACUCUCCAAUGCUGUGUCAUCUCUGGCCAACACUGGCAUGUCUUUCACCAAAGUGGAUGAAAGGGAAAAGCAGGCAGCUCUGGAGGAGGAGCAGGCGCGAUUGAAAGCUCUAAAGGAACAGAGGCUGAAGGAACUAUCCAAGAGGCCUUCAUUUGCCACGACCGACACUUCUCCAGUGUCCACCACAGCAGCAUGCAUCAGCACAGCUCCUGCCAUCGACCUCUUCUCUACUCCCAGCUGCUCCAAUGGUGCCCUGAAGAUGGAGAGCGACCUCUUCGACUUGCAGACCAACUUUCAGUCGAGCAUGCAGGCCGGACCCUCCGUGGCCACGGCAUGGGGAGAUCCUUUCUCUUCUUCUGAAGCUGUAGAUGACUCCAUUCCAAACCUAAACCCUUUCCUAACCAAACUUGUUGUUGAUGGUGCUCAUCUACCCGUUAUGUCAUCAGAUGGUGUUAGUUUCUCCUCUAGGACGUCAGGUCAUGAGAUUUUUGGUGAUCAGUACAAUCCCUUUAUUGAUUCAAGUUCGUCUGUAUCAACCAAUUACAAACGCACUGUGCGGAUAGAGCACUUAAUCUCAGACUCGUUUGGUCAGCCGUCUAUGGUCCAGCAUCUCCCAAACCCCUCUCCCUUCCAGUCUGAGCCCUCCACAGUAGCAGGCCUAUUCAGAGGAUACGGAGCUCCACAAAUCCCUCCUCCACAGAGCUCGGGCGAGCUGCGUGUUGACUUUGAGUCUGUUUUCGGUACUAAAGCUGCAUCGUCUAAUAGCCUGGAUACAGAUGCAGGGAUUUUAAAACCCACUGUGGCCGGUUCAAAUCAGUGCUCCAAUCAGCUCCCGGAGAAGCUGGUGUCAGACGACCUGGAUUCUUCCUUGGCCAACCUCGUUGGAAAUCUGGGUAUUGGAAACGGUACCACUAAAAAUGAUAUCCACUGGAACCAACCAGGAGAGAAAAAAUUAACUGGUGGAAUGAACUGGCAACCCAAAACAGCUCCAUCUACUACAUGGAACCCUGUCUCUAUGCCACCAUCUAUCAUGGCUUUCCCCGCUACAACACCUACAGGAAUGAUGGGAUAUGGCAUGCCUCCACAGUUGCCCUCUAUGAGCAUGAUGACCCAGCCCACAAUGAUGUACACGCAGCCGGUCAUGAGGCCAUCCAAUCCGUUCGGAUCAGUGUCCAGCGCACAGCCCUCCGCUGCCUCUAGCCCUUCCAGUCAGAGUCCUCUCAGAGCCCCAGGACAAGACCCCUUUGCACAGCUCUCUCUCAAGGAUUUCUUGUAGAGCUUCGUCUUUUGUCUAGGUACCGCAUGCGUUUGUGCUCACCGAUGGUCUUGCAUGCACCCAUGGUCAGUUUCAUCUUGUGCCUCUUGCUAGACGUAGAUUGCACAAAUAGAUUGCACACAUGAUAGCAGUCAAUACUGAGUGAUUCAAGUAAAACAUCUCUCUCUCUCUCUCUCUCUCUCUC
Messenger RNA from Puntigrus tetrazona (Sumatra barb), 2984 nucleotides. Its product is annotated as phosphatidylinositol-binding clathrin assembly protein-like. Bases 611 to 2800 code for a protein of 729 amino acids. Gene Ontology annotation, biological process: clathrin-dependent endocytosis; clathrin coat assembly; synaptic vesicle budding from presynaptic endocytic zone membrane. Gene Ontology annotation, molecular function: SNARE binding; clathrin heavy chain binding; phosphatidylinositol-4,5-bisphosphate binding. The record is from RefSeq and is a predicted model, not a curated record. The transcript has 23 exons. Gene Ontology annotation, cellular component: clathrin-coated pit; clathrin-coated vesicle; extrinsic component of presynaptic endocytic zone membrane. Lineage: Eukaryota; Metazoa; Chordata; Actinopteri; Cypriniformes; Cyprinidae.